GCACAGCGGAGUGUUCUUCGGCAUCAUGGCUAGAGAAACUGUGAUUUCGUGAAAGGCUUUGCCGGGAUACGGAAUCAUCCUUUGCCCAAGUUGAAGAGAACCAUCGAUCAAUGCGGUUGAAUGUGGGGAGUCGCCGAGACACCCCGAUCCUUGUGAGCUUUCUGCCUACCGAAGAUGAUCAGCUGGACGUUUGCUGUGCCAGUACGGAGUAUUUCCGGGGUCCAGUUAGGGGAAAGCGAGGUCAUCGUAAUUCCCGGUGGGGAAUCAGAUCUUCCUUGUCUAGCCCAACGUCUGGUGGAAAACCCCUCCAUGCGGAACAUCCUGACUCCAAAGACGUUUGACAUAUGGCUUGUUGAAAGCGAAGCUCCCCCUAGGCUCCGGGUUUCUUUAUCAAUUUUCUAAAGUGACCCAAUUUCACGACUGCACUACCGUCGCUAUCAUGGCAGACGACUUCGACUAUAACGGCAUCAACGAUGCUUUCCAGGCGCUCUCGAAGGCUUCUCCGUUGUCGGUUCAAACCAUCGCUGACUUAGCGAUGAUGGGCACGGGGAAAUUUCCAGAUUUAAUCCGAACGCAACGUGAUUUCAACACAAACUACAACAUGAUUGAAUCCAGUCUUCGGGAUGCCUGCAGAGACAUUUUCCGUGAAGACUUUGGUUAUGAAUAUAAUGGCAACGAUAUCCAAGGGCCUCCAAAAGUGGAAUUUCAAGCCUUCUUCAGCUGCGGCACGACUUCUCCUAGCACCAUUGACAAUUAUAUCAAACAGUCAAUCAUUGAAAAUAUGCCGAUACCAGAAUCAACACAAAUUCAAGUGGCUGUAGGCUUAUCCAAAUUUAUCUCAACCUUGCUCGUUCCUGGCCAAGACGGAAUCGUCUACACUAAAUACCAGAAGUCAUUCCCUCUACCCAGUGACUCCGACCCCAGUUCGAGCUUCGAUGUCAAUGCAGUUAUAAGUUUUUACGACCUGGAACUUCCUGAGGACGCGCCGAAUCCGAACGAAGUUUUCUUAGUGUACUUUUGCGGCCUAGGUUUAUUCACCAAAAAUUAACAAGGCUCGCGAGCUGCCCUAGGAACGAAAAACGCAAAGAAUCUAAUCUCAUAUUUUGAUCGGCGGACUUUGUUAUUUAAGUGGUCAGCUUUUGAAAAUGGAUCUUUCAGAAGUAAAUUAAGGGUAAUACUCUCUCGGAGGUUUGCGAUGGGCGGUCCUGAGUUUUGUAUUUUAUUUGUGAGGUUUUCCUCUUUGGAUGGCGGCAGUACGGUACCAAAGGCUUCUAUGAUAAGCUGAUGAUCGGCACUCGUUGGUAAUAAUUUUUUCUUCCAUCUUAGUUACACACUCCAGGUCCCAAAGCGUUCGCUUUCUGCCCGUCUCUACUAUAGUCUAGCCUUCGAUCUCAUAGCUGUUGGACUUGUGUUUCGGUUCAA
This is a messenger RNA of Coccidioides posadasii C735 delta SOWgp, 1422 nucleotides long. RefSeq lists its product as uncharacterized. NCBI's taxonomy places the organism in Eukaryota, Fungi, Ascomycota, Eurotiomycetes, Onygenales, Onygenaceae. The record is from RefSeq and is a predicted model, not a curated record.